Messenger RNA from Sander lucioperca (pikeperch), 4755 nucleotides. RefSeq names its product glutamate receptor ionotropic, kainate 3 (gene grik3). Bases 310 to 2646 code for a protein of 778 amino acids. Lineage: Eukaryota; Metazoa; Chordata; Actinopteri; Perciformes; Percidae. The transcript has 15 exons. Gene Ontology annotation, cellular component: kainate selective glutamate receptor complex; postsynaptic membrane; plasma membrane. Gene Ontology annotation, biological process: synaptic transmission, glutamatergic; monoatomic ion transport; modulation of chemical synaptic transmission. Gene Ontology annotation, molecular function: kainate selective glutamate receptor activity; transmitter-gated monoatomic ion channel activity involved in regulation of postsynaptic membrane potential. The record is from RefSeq and is a predicted model, not a curated record.
UCAGGUGGGAUUUUCGAACAAACAGAUGGACCUGUUUCACUUGUUAGUGCUGAGGAGCUUGCCUUUAAAUUUGCUGUCAAUAACAUUAACAGAAACAGGACUUUGUUGCCAAACACAACAUUAACAUAUGACAUACAGAGGAUUAAUAUCUACGACAGUUUUGAGGCGUCAAGAAAAGCUUGUGACCAGCUAUCUUUAGGUGUGGUUGCAAUAUUUGGGCCAUCACAUAGUUCAUCUUCAAAUGCUGUGCAGUCCAUCUGCAAUGCGUUGGAAGUGCCACACAUCCAGGUGCGGUGGAAACAUCAUCCCAUGGACAACAGGGACAGCUUUUAUGCCAAUUUAUACCCAGAUUAUUCUUCGCUAAGCUAUGCUAUACUGGACCUGGUGCAGUUUCUCAAAUGGAAAACAGCCACUGUCGUCUACGAUGACAGCACAGGUCUUAUAAGACUACAGGAGCUGAUAAUGGCCCCAUCCAGAUACAACAUUAGGCUAAAGAUCCGUCAGCUUCCUCUUGACACACAGGAUACGAGACCACUUCUCAAAGAAAUGAAGAGAAGCCGGGAGUUUCGGAUAAUCUUUGACUGCAGUCACCACAUGGCCGCACAGAUUCUCAAACAGGCCCAGACCAUGGGGAUGAUGACAGAGUAUUACCACUAUAUCUUCACCACUCUGGACCUGAUGGCCAUUGACCUGGAGCCAUAUCGCUUCUGUGGUGUCAACAUGACCGGCUUCCGCAUCCUUAAUGUGGAUAAUCCCCAGGUCGCAUCCAUUGUGGAGAAAUGGUCGAUGGAAAGGCAGAUGCCCCCUAAACCUGACUCAGGCCUCCUGGAGGGCAUCAUGACGACAGAUGCGGCUCUGACCUAUGACGCAGUCCACAUUGUGUCCGUCUCAUACCAGCACGCCCCACAGAUGACGGUAAACUCGCUGCAGUGCCACCGCCACAAACCCUGGAGAUUCGGAGGGCGCUUCAUGAGUUUUAUCAAAGAGUCCCACUGGGAUGGUUUGACGGGGAGACUGUCAUUCAACAAGACAAGUGGUCUACGUACAGACUUCGACCUGGACAUCGUCAGUCUAAAGGAGGACGGACUUGAAAAGGUGGGGAAGUGGAGUGUGUCGGGAGGUCUUAACAUCACAGAGGUGCCGAAGCGAAAAGGGAUGAACAUCACUGAUUCCCUGGCUAACCGCUCCCUCGUCAUCACAACUAUUCUGGAUGAGCCAUACGUCAUGCUUAAGAAGUCUGACAAGGCGCUGGAUGGGAACGACCGUUUUGAAGGAUUCUGCAUCGACUUGCUCAAAGAGCUGGCCAAUGUCCUGGGCUUCACGUAUGAGAUCCGCCUGGUGCCUGAUGGGAGAUAUGGCUCUCAGGACGACAAGGGCCAGUGGAACGGCAUGAUCAGGGAACUUAUAGAGCAUAGAGCAGACUUGGCAGUGGCUCCUCUCACCAUCACCUACAUGCGUGAAAAGGUCAUCGACUUCUCAAAGCCCUUCAUGAGCAUGGGAAUAAGCAUUGUGUAUCGCAAACCCAAUGCCACCAACAACGGCUUCUUCUCCUUCCUGAACCCCAUGACUCCUGACAUCUGGGUCUACAUCCUCUUGGCCUACCUGGGUGUUAGCUGUGUCCUUUUUGUAACUGCCAGGUUCAGCCCGUAUGAAUGGUACGACGCUCAUCCUUGUAACCCCGGAUCAGAUGUGGUGGAGAACAACUUUACCCUCCUCAACAGCUUCUGGUUUGGAGUUGGUUCCUUAAUGCAACAAGGCUCAGAACUGAUGCCCAAAGCCCUAUCGACCAGGAUCAUCGGUGGGAUCUGGUGGUUCUUCACACUCAUCAUCAUAUCAUCCUAUACGGCUAAUUUAGCAGCUUUUCUCACUGUGGAGAGAAUGGACUCGCCUGUGGACUCAGCCGAUGACAUCGCUAAGCAGACCAAGAUUGAGUAUGGUGUGGUCAAAGAUGGCGCAACCAUGUCUUUCUUCAAGAAAUCUAAGGUUUCUACUUUUGAGAAGAUGUGGGCCUUUAUGAGCAGCAAGCCGAGCACAUCACUGGUAAAGUCUAUUGAGGAUGGGAUUCAGAGGGUGCUGAAGUCAGACUAUGCCCUCAUUAUGGAGUCCACAACUAUCGAUUACAUUACUAGGAGGAACUGUAACCUUACACAGGUGGGAGGGAUCAUCGACAGCAAAGGCUAUGGCAUCGGCACUCCCCUCGGCUCCCCUUACAGAGACAAAAUCACCAUAGCAAUCCUAAGCAUCUUGGAGGAUGGGCGCCUACACAUGCUGAAGGAGAAGUGGUGGAGUGGGAGCAGCUGCUUGGAUGAAGAGCGUCAUGAGACGGGCCCCAUGGGUAUUCAAAACCUGGGUGGUAUAUUCAUUGUGCUGGCAUCUGGCCUAGUGCUGUCUGUUUUUGUGGCGAUUGCUGAAUUCAUCUACAAGCUAAGGAAGACUGCCGAUCGUGAGCAGAGGUCUUUGUGCAGUGCCAUGGUGGACGAGAUCAGACUGUCGUUCACCUGCGAGAGGCGGGUGAAACACAAGCAUCAGCCUCCAGCCAUGGUGAAGACGGAUGCAGUGAUCAACAUGCACGCUUACAACGACCGACGACUCCCAGGAAAGGACAACUUGAGCUGCAGCACUGGGAUGACUCCCGUGUUCCCAUGACAAUGUGCUCCCCACAGGGCAAGAACCUCCUGAGCAACGUGUCAGGGGCCAUGCCAGAGACUAGAGACAAUGGCAUAGAUGGGAUCACCAGAUUCACCAUUAACCACAGUGACAUGGGGACACUAACAAAACAUGGGCAUCUCAAAAUGGCAGCAUCAGCCACACAGGUAUGACAACAUUCACCACUGUAUUCCAAAUCACAAGAGGUUAAAGUAAUAAUUGGGGGAGGUUCUGGGAAAACAGUAUACCCAAAUAAUCAGUUUCAAGUCUGAUGUUUACGUGCCCAGCACAAAAACACAAGAAAAUACACAUUGUUUAAGGAAUGCUCAAAUCAGUGAAAAGACUGAGAAUUUUAUUGAAAAUAUGGACUGAAGAAGAAGAAAGGCUUUGUUAAAAAUGGCAAUAAAUGACAGAUAUACAUAGAGGACAAGGAAGAGCAGUUUUCAUUGGAGAUCAGUUUUGCUACACAUUAAUAUGAUAUCAAGUUCUCACCUUUAUCCUGCUAAUUUAUACAAACUCCCGAAUGGCCUUUGAAGGCAGAAAAUAACGUUACCUCAAACAUGUUGUCAAGACAAAAAUUGUAAUCUUUGAGUCAUAAGCUGAAGGAUAUGAGACAGGAUCUUUUGAAAGCAUGGUUCACAGGUACACAUGUGAUAACCUGUAAGAAAACUCUUUUAGUAUCUGCAGUAUUGUUGUUGUUGGAAACCCAUAGAGACACAACUGUUCAGCAGUAAAUAUAUGUUUGUUAAAGUUGUCAUGUGAACUUAACUAUAUUGUUACACACAAGCAAAUACUCACUGAUGGAGAGAUUGAUUUGAGCAAAAGUACAUUUUAUGUCAAAAUGAUUUUGUACAUGAUUGUAUUUUAAUCAGUUUAAUAUUGAUUGCCAAAGAUCUGACCAUUCAACAGAACUAGAUACAGUACAGUAUAGGCUAGUUCCUUCUCAUUUUUUUCUUUUUAGAGAGCAGUAAUCUUGCGUUCAAUGCAAAGUAAAUUGAAGUGGUUUAAAUGGGACUAUUAAGGGAUCUUGCUAUAACAGUUUUUCCAACCAUGCAGGGUAAUAUUUUUCCAAAGUAAAUUGCAAUUGGCACAGUAGUGGCACUGUAUUUGCUGGUUUUGCAAACCAAUUCACCUUAAAGUACAGUAUUGCUAUUAACACUGUAAUGUAAAACAAUCAUUGCAUAAGAAUCAUAAAAAAAAUCAUUUACUGAUAGAACGUCUUUCUUAAAACAUAACCUUGGUCCUGUGUAAUUUGCAAAAUGAUAAAUCACGAAAAUAUUGAGCUAUUACAUGAACCAAUUUCAAAGGUUUGUGCUCACCUUUGAUACAAAUGGUAGCAUGUCUGCACAUAUAUGUACAUACAAAAACAUAUACAACAUGUAUGUGCAGACUGGGUUGGAAGGCAUUGGAUCAGAUAUUUCUGUAUUUUUGUUUAAUAACUAAUUGUAAGUCACAGAGAUUUUUUUGAGUGCAUUUAAUUGUGACGUAUCCAUCAAAUUAUGUGCAGGACUUGUGUGGCUACAGGACCAUUGAAUGUCCAAAAUACUUCUAAACACAUUUUUGAACAGUUCAUUUUUCAGGUGUGAUCUAGAGGCUUUUUGGCAGGAAACUUUUUGUUUUGCAUUAUGGGCAUUCGGAAUACUGAGCGUGGUUUUGAUUUUAAAUGUUAACACACUUUUGAAGGUUAUCUCAGACUUGAAAGUCUUCUGUUUUUCUGAUUAAUUACCUGAUGUGGACAGAAUAAAUUCAUAGGUGUAGUGUAUGAACAUGCGGAAAGAUAAUGUGGUGAAAAGACAAAAGACAGAUGAUUAUUUUGUGUGGUCAUGUUGACUUUAAUGCCUAUUGAGUAAAUGUACUGUACAUCUUCAGCAAAUGUCAUGAUGUAGGAAGAUUCGAGGAGUCUGUGAGCUGCUGUCACCCGGGAGCCGAGCGAACAGCAAACCUCUGUGAGGUUUACGUUGUCGAUACAUCAAGACUAAAAAAACGUAACUAUAUGAUUCAAGAAAACUCCAACCUGUAAAACUUAGCCUUGGUUUGGUAGAGAUUCACUGUAUAAUUGUCUAUGGAUUCCCUUCUGCAAAGUAGAGUAUGUAGAUAAGAUCCGCAGGA